GUUUCCUUAGAAACGGAGCCGGCCGGGCGGCGGCAGAGAAACGUCGGUUACAGUGGGCUCCCUGGUGAAGCCAAGAUGCCGUCUAAGGGAAAGGACAAAAAGAAAGGCAAGAACAAAGGCAAAGACAAGAAGAAGGUAAUAAAAGCUGAUGAAUCUGCAGUGGACAGAGCCAAGGCCAGUGCCUCCCUCUGGGAGGCCAGGCUGGAAGUCACAGAACUCUCGAGGAUUGAGUAUCGUGAUACUUCCCGGAGACUGGCAAAAAGUAAUGAGGAGUUAAAGAAACAGCAGUAUAAAAUGGAGAAAGACACAAUGUCUGUAUUAAGUUACCUGAAGAAGCAGGAUCAGGAGAAAGAUAAUAUGAUUGAAAAACUAAAACAGCAAUUGAAUGAAACAAAGGAAAAAGCCAAAGAGGAGAAUGAGAAAUUGGAACAAAAGUAUAUUUUGCAAAUAAAUGAGCUGGAGGGAGAGUUCCAGCAAAAAGCCAAAGAAAUUGGCAUGAUUCAGACAGAGCUGAAAACAAUAAAACAAUUCCAGAAGAGAAAAAUCCAAGUGGAGAAAGAAUUAGAUGACCUCAAGGAGAAUUUAAGGAACAUGGAGCGGAAACAUCAGGAGACUCUUAGAAGAUUGGAGGGCAAGUUUUUUGAAGAAAAGCAUCGACUAGAACAAGAGGCUGAAAAGAAGAUAAUAAUGCUGGCAGAGAGAGCUCACCAUGAAGCUAUCGCGCAACUGAACCAUGCUGGAAGAGCCGUUUUUAAAGAGAAUGUUUAUCUCCAGAAAGCCCUCGCAUACCACCUGAAGGAAGCUGAUGCUCUACAAAAAAACUCCCAGAAGUUGCAAAAGACUCAAACUUUCCUUUUACAUCAGAAGGAAAUCAAUGAUCUGUUGGUUAAGGAAAAGAUAAUGCAGUUUACCCAGCAGAGAUUACAAAUCCAAACUCUUCAGAAAAAGGUGGUAAGCUUGGAGACUGCCCUGAGUUGUAUGACCAGAGAGUUUGAGGCUGAAGUUCUAAAAAUGCAGCGACAGGCAAUGAUAGAGAACCAAGCAGGUCAGGUUGAAAUUGACAAGCUGCAACAUCUUCUCCAGAUGAAGGACAGGGAAAUGAAUCGAGUGAAGAAGCUGGCCAAGAACAUACUGGAUGAGAGAACAGAAGUGGAAAGUUUCUUUUUAGAUGCUCUGCACCAAGUGAAGCAACAGAUCCUACUUGGCAGGAAGCAUUACAAAAAGGUAGCACAAGCUGCUUUCAAUUUUAAAAUGAGAGAGGCAUGUGCAGGAAGAACAGAAUAUCCCCAGAUCCGAACGUUCGAUGGCAAAGAGCACAGCACCAAUAGCGUAACUCAAGAUCUUAUGGAGGCUGAGAAAUGGACGGAUAUUCAAGGAAAUGUGGAUAUUGAAGAUUUGACCUGGGAGCAAAAGGAGAAAGUCUUGCGAUUGCUCUUUGCAAAAAUGAAUGGUUUUGUUUCCAGAAAAUAUAGCCAGAGCUCGAGGCCUUCAGUUCCAGACUAUGUUGUUGCUGAUGAUGGAGAAACAAAGGAAUUUGGGGAUGACAGUAAGCUUCAAGAUCAAACCUUCAUCACCCAGCAAGUACCAAUCUCAGACUCUUCUGGUGAACUGAUGAUACCCAAUAUUCAGAAAGAAUCACAAGAGUCUGAUAUAGGAACAUCCUGAUAAGCAUGGCUGAACAACUUAUGACCCAACAGAAGCUAAUGUCAGGGCCUUCCUUUCAGAAUCCUUGUUCCUGAGUAUAUUCAAGAAAGUUUCUUAGAGGAAAACAAUAUUUUCUUAAAGUUACCUGUUUGCCAUAGAAAUUGGUGUCUCCUCUGAAGGAAGAUCGAGAACCGGUGAAUGAGAACAUUGGCAAAGGCACUGGAAUAGGGACAUUUACCCCCACCUAAAGCAGAACAAAUCCACAUAAAUAAAAGGACUCAAACAAAGGAACUUUCCAUUUAGAAGCACAAAUGCUUGGCAUCAGACAAACCGAUUUUAAGUACCCCAACUUCUAUCCCAUUCCUUCCUGUAUCCCAUGAACUGUGAUUCCUGAGGAAGAAAUGGGGCACUGUAGGAAAUCAGAGGCGCAGCAACCGAUCACUUUGCUGUUUCCCUUAGAUAGUAAACAGUAUAUGAGUACAAGACUCUCCUAAGAACUCUGCUCACAAACCUGUC
Acinonyx jubatus (cheetah) is the source of this 2160-nucleotide messenger RNA. RefSeq names its product basal body orientation factor 1 (gene BBOF1). The transcript has 12 exons. Lineage: Eukaryota; Metazoa; Chordata; Mammalia; Carnivora; Felidae. The record is from RefSeq and is a predicted model, not a curated record. The coding region runs from base 76 to 1665 and encodes 529 amino acids.